This is a messenger RNA of Eruca vesicaria subsp. sativa (arugula), 207 nucleotides long. The record is from the annotation of a GenBank genome assembly. Lineage: Eukaryota; Viridiplantae; Streptophyta; Magnoliopsida; Brassicales; Brassicaceae.
AUGAUACUGAGGUUGGAUGCAGCGGUGGCAGAGGAAAAGGAAGGAGUGGCGGAAGAUCCGGUGGUUGGGAAGGAUUACUUGAAAGAAGAGUGUUGCGGGAGAGCUGUUCUUGUGAGUCCUAACGAUGGGAAUGUUCUUGCCAUGUACGCAGAGCUUGUGUGGAUGAUUCAUAAGGAUUUGUCACGUGCUGAGUCUAACUUCAAUUGA